AUGUCUCACGUGCUGAUCCCGUUUUUUACUAUAUUGGUCGUAUUUGUAAAUUUCGUUGUUGGUAUUAAAGGGUCAUCAUAUGAUUUAAUAACAACAUCAACUAAAUUAUUAGUUUAUCUAGUUACUGCAUGUAGCAGUGCAGUGUUCAAUAGGGCAUCAUAUCGACUUUAUUGUAUUAUCAUCCAUUACGCUUUAACACUAGCUAUUUCUAUACUCGGCUUUCUAACUGCUUUACUUUCAACUUAUGGUCAACAAGAUCAUCCCAUUACAUCAACAGUAGAUAUGAUUACAUUGUUAUUCUGCAUGGUGUAUCUGUACACGGUUUGGAGUGACUAUCACGACUCACAACAACUACAACAUGGUACAGCUCAACAACAAGAUAUUCAUCUAAUAUAA
Messenger RNA from Rotaria socialis, 396 nucleotides. The record is from the annotation of a GenBank genome assembly. NCBI's taxonomy places the organism in Eukaryota, Metazoa, Rotifera, Eurotatoria, Philodinida, Philodinidae.